Messenger RNA from Haemonchus placei, 117 nucleotides. The record is from the annotation of a GenBank genome assembly. NCBI's taxonomy places the organism in Eukaryota, Metazoa, Nematoda, Chromadorea, Rhabditida, Trichostrongylidae.
AUGCGGGUAACGGAUCAGCUCCUUGAGAACAACUUUCACAACGACAUUGUCAACCGACGGAAACGUAUCGCGGAAGGAACCUAUUCGUCUGAACGUCAGACCUUCGCUGUUGGGUAA